GGCUAUCUUGCUGGUGUGGCAUCCCUUUUUGAUCGAGGCGGUUCUACUUGAAGAGCUAACUUUAUCUUGUGACCAUGUCUUCGGGUAGCACUACCGAGAUCGAGUCGGCAAUCUUCUCAGGGGGAGAAGGGGGUGAAGGAGCCAAUGAAAAGGCCAUUGGAACUCCUAUCGAAAACAAAGACCAGCCAGUCCAUCAUGAGUUCCCAGAGGGGGGCCUCAAGGCCUGGCUGGUUGUUCUGGGAUGCUGGUGCACAUCGUUUGCAUCUUUUGGCUAUGUCAAUUCUUUUGGAGUCUACGAAACGUACUAUCUGCAGACAUUUCUGUCUGACCGUUCUCCGUCAGACGUUGCCUGGAUCGGCGCGAUUCAAGCGUUUGCGCAGUUCUCGGCGGCCAUGGUUAGCGGCCCAAUCGCUGAUCGACACGGGCCUAUGGUUGUCAUCUGGCCAUGCUCCGUUCUCCUCGUUGUAGCCAUGAUGCUUACGAGCCUCUGCACCGAAUUCUACCAGUUCAUCCUGUGUCAAGGAAUCUUUCUAGGCUUCUCAUCCGGCCUGAUAUUCACUCCCGCAAUAUCAGUCGUUGGACAUUAUUUCCACAAGAGACGUCCUAUAGCCAUCGCUUUUGCCACCACUGGCUCUCCUCUUGGAGGACUCAUCUAUCCGGUCAUCAUGACAAACCUGCUGAAAAACAAAAAUGUUGGAUUCCCAUGGGGUCAGCGCGUGUGUGGUUUCUUGACUUUGUUUUUGCUCGCUAUUGCAGCAGUCGCCAUCCGACCAACAUCAUUAAGGAGAAAGGGGCCUCUGAUUCUUCCAGAGGCAUUCAAGAUUCCUGCUUUCUCUCUACAAGUUGCAGGCAUGUUCAUGGUCAUCCUGGGGCUCUGGACGCCGUACUUUUACCUAGCAGAUUAUGGUUCGGCCCAUGGGAUGUCCGAAAAUCUUGCAUCAUAUUUAUUCGCCAUAAUUAAUGCAGGUUCGUUUGGGGGUCGAAUCUUUGCCGGCACCGUUGCUCGGAAACUCGGCCAGUUCAACGUCAUUGCUGUUGCUGCUUACGCCUCAGCCAUAUUGCUAUUCUGCUGGCUCAAGAUCACUUCAUCGGCAGGGUUAAUUGUCUUGUCUAUACUAUUUGGCGCUUCAAGCGGUAUUGUCAUUGCGAUGAUGAUGUCCACUCUUGCGCAAACGGCAGACCACCCGAGCAAGAUUGGAACGUAUCUAGGAAUGUCUACCUUUCUCAUUGGAUUCGGCGGUCUGGCUGGCACACCAAUCACUGGAGCUCUGAUUGAGAGAUACCAUGGCUACUCUCAAGGCAUCAUUUUCAGUGGAGCUGUCCUCAUGGCCGGAGCUGUGUUUCUCACCUGUGCCAGAUUUGCGUUCUCCAAAGACAAGCUCAUCGUAUAGGUCCGCUAUAUUUAUGUUGAACCUAAAGAUACCAGCAUCGAAGCCUUUUCUAUAAAGGAUCUCCCCUCUUCACGACUUCCGUGUCGAUACUUUAUCACCAAUAGAACUGAGAAUGUACAUUUUUAGAAGGCAGCUUCACAGCAGCGCGCCAAUAGCGGCCGAACCUCGUUUCAUCUACGCAUACGGUUCCAUCAAGAGCGGGGCCGCGACAAAUUGGAAGAGCAGAAUCGAAGACUAGAUUUUGAUGGUGGCCUAAAAAGAAUAUAGUUGGUCUACCGCGGUUAAUAGAGGUUGGCCAGUGGUAGAUAUUGGCGCCGAUGAUACCCUCUGUUGGGCUCAUGCUUUCUCGGCGCGUGGCUCAGCAUGUCUCACUGAGUCGCAAAUAUCUGUUUCAUAAAAUCUUUAAUACGUUUGUACCUACUC
Molecule: messenger RNA, 1814 nt
Organism: Trichoderma atroviride IMI 206040
Lineage: Eukaryota; Fungi; Ascomycota; Sordariomycetes; Hypocreales; Hypocreaceae
Biological process (GO): transmembrane transport
Cellular component (GO): membrane
Molecular function (GO): transmembrane transporter activity
Source: RefSeq, a predicted model, not a curated record